Messenger RNA from Purpureocillium lilacinum, 1431 nucleotides. RefSeq lists its product as uncharacterized. NCBI's taxonomy places the organism in Eukaryota, Fungi, Ascomycota, Sordariomycetes, Hypocreales, Ophiocordycipitaceae. The record is from RefSeq and is a predicted model, not a curated record.
AUGGAGACGCCGGACCGCCGCAGCAGCCUCCUGUCGCCUUCAUCUGCGGCCACGACUAGGUCGAGGACCUCGAGUCGAGGCUCGACGGGCAAGUCUAGCAAGCAGACGCAGCUGUCUGUGCCUGAAGACGCGAGUCCCUGUCCCAAGCCGCGACGGGGCUCAAAGGCAAAAGCAGCGGCCCAGGACGAUGUGCUCGACGUGGGCGGGUCGAGCCCUGGCGGAAGGACAGACGAUGGAGGAUCGGUCAGCAGCUACCAAGGUGCCGGCCGCCCUCCUGCGAGGUCACGGACGUCGUCGUCGUUCAAGAAGCAGUCGCCCGAGGAGAUUGACUCGCGAAUAAACGACUACAUCAUGUCGCCCGCGGCGAAGCGGCCGCCAGGAGUCAACUACGUCCUUGCCGUCACCAGAAAGGUCAACGGCACGUCGGUGCAAUGCAUCAAGAUCGGGUACUCUGAAAGAAGCGUCGGCAAGCGCAAAACGGAGAUUCUGAGCCAGUGCAAGCACGAGUCGGUGCGGGUCGUCUACAACUCGAAGCGGCUCAUCGCGCACGCCAAACAGGCCGAAGACCUCAUCCAGCGAGAGCUGCACAACUUUCGCGUCGACCCGGGAUGCUCGUGCAAGAACACGCACUGCGAGUACUUCAAGGUGGACGAGUCAGUUGCACGCGAGGUGUCGGUCCGGUGGGUUGCCUUUUGCGCCAAGGAGCCCUGGGGACAGCUUCACGAGCUGCACGGGUUCUGGACCGCGCGCAUCAACAACAGGCGGUGCUACAGCGAGGAGGACAAGCCUGAUGGUAGGGACGGCCAGAGGCGGCUUAUUGCUGAGAUCUGGCGCGAAUUUGCGGCGGCGACGGUCCGGGAGCAGCUCGCGUUCGACGCCGUCGCCGUCGUGUGGACGUUCGCGUCAUGGAGCUGGCUGUCUCUUGGCCAGGCAGCCUACCUGAUGAGCGUCAGGUUCCCGAAUCCGAUACCCGUGGUCUUCUUUGCGGUGGUGGUGAUGUUGAUGCUCGCACAGCGCGAUCUCGCGGGUAUGCGGCUGGUAUCUUGGAUGGACGUGAAGCUCCAGGCCAGCGACCAGUCUCCUAAGCAAAGGGCGACAGGCGAAUCAGCCGACAGUGGUGAUGUUGAGAGCCGCGUUGGGGAUGAUGUAAUGGACGCAGACGAGAAUGGUGACGAAGCAGAGGGCGGGUCGGUUGUGACCUUGUCGGCGCCAUGUACGCCGCGUUCGCCUCCAGAGACGAUCGUGAUUGAAGACAGCGAGGAGGAGGCAGGGGAGGGGGAGGAGGAGGACAGCGAUGGCGAUGGCGAUGAUGACAAGGAUGAGCUGUGGCGAGAAAGGAUUGUGACGUCGAGAUGCGUGGUCCGAGUAGACGCGACAGGAGCUGCGAGAAAAAGAAGAAGAGCGGCGAGCGGAGGAGUUGUGGCGGAGUAG